Helicoverpa zea (corn earworm) is the source of this 5463-nucleotide messenger RNA. RefSeq lists its product as uncharacterized. Bases 1 to 2655 code for a protein of 884 amino acids. Lineage: Eukaryota; Metazoa; Arthropoda; Insecta; Lepidoptera; Noctuidae. Gene Ontology annotation, cellular component: plasma membrane. The record is from RefSeq and is a predicted model, not a curated record. The transcript is spliced from 16 exons.
AUGCGACCGCCGCUGCCGCUGCUGCUGCUCGCCGCGUGCGCCGCUUGCACAGCGCAGAUUGCGUGGACGCCCAUUUUCCUCGACGGUAGCAGUCAGGUAGACCUGUGGACGCAAGCAUCGACGGGCUGCGCGUGCCCCGGCGGCGACGGCGAUGAGUGCGCGUGCUGCGUGCGCGACGGAGCCUGUCCCUGCGGCGAUGUCGCGCCGACGCGGUGCGCGCAAUGCGGGUUGGAGCAGUAUUGUGCUAAUAUGUGCAACAUCACAAUCGACUCGCGGGUCCUCAAGAGCAAGUCCGGCAAAACGUUCGGUCAGAUCAAGUCCCCUUCCAUCGAGGGUCCUGGCGCGUGUUCCUACUUCUUGCAGCCAGAUGCUGGCCAGCGGGUUGAGAUACAACUGUACAGGCUUGUCUCCGUCGGCAAGUUUAAUGGCACCAGCUGUGUGGGAGGCUGGUUGCAGCUGGGCAGCGCAAGCGCAGUGCCCGCGGGAGGCGCUGCGGAGACGAGACUAUGCGGCGCCAAUGAGCGGUAUACGCCACCCGUAGUGCUGUUCGCCGAUCAUGGCGCUUCUACUUUAGAAUUUAGGAUAACAGAAAAGACUGUGAGGUCACAGUUCCUUGCUUUCUUCAGUUUUACAUCGCUAAGUAAUACCCAAGGCGUUGGGUUUCACCCGAGGGGCGGCUCUCGGAUACCCCACACAGAUUGCGAUUGGUUAUACCAAGACGUGUCGUGUCGGGGUCCGGGAUCCUGCGUGCUGGCCAGUCCUGGGUACCCGGGAUUGUACCCGCCGCACCGCCGCUGUCGCUACCUCUUCGCAACCAAUUCUGUUCACACCAGAGUCAAGAUCAUAUUCACUUCUAUUUUACUACCUAGAAAUCACUGUACAACGGAUUAUCUGACGUUACGGGCGGGUAGUUCGCCCUCUGCGUCGCUGCUCGCCACUCUGUGCUCCGAGCGCACGGCCACGCUCGAACAUCCCGGACCCAAUCUGCUGCUGGAAUUCAAUUCCGGACCAUUAGUGCCGCCGUACGACUACAACGGAUUUAUAGCCAAGCUCGAGUUUAUUGAGAGGAUCGACAGCAGCGGGGCUCCUCCCACUGUGGUGCCUGCUUCGCCGCCUCUGGCUGCACUUACUCAUCAUAUACAACAUGCGGAUAGGAUACCAGUAGAUAGUAGCGGGAUGACAAAUGAAGUGUCCGGGGGAAGCGGGACGCGGGUGGGCUGCGGCGCCACCGUCCGGGGCUACGGGCCAGGCGGCGCCCGCUCCGGACACUUCGACUCCCGGGCGGGCACGUGGCGGGCGCAGUGUGUCAUACACCUACUAGGAGCGCCUACCGACGUGGUCCAAGUAUCACUAUUUAAUUAUAAUUUAAGGUUACAAAGCUGUCGAUCUCAUAUUGAGAUCUUAGAAGGUCUUCAUGAAUUUGGUGGCAGAGGAGAAAGAGAUAGAUCCGAAAGAGGGGACCGAGCUCUUCUCAGGGUAUGUGGACCAGCCAUCCGCGAGGCUAGGGAUCCCGCGGGACGGUUCUUAAUACGUCAAGCUGUGACGUCGAAAGGUGCUAACUUAACAAUCCUAGUCCGAAGAGCAACCUCGCAAACUUCCGAUGAAGAGGAAUUUGUUGACGGGGCCUUUGCUUUUCAUGAUGAACAACACGAAGGCACAGCGUCUCCAGACGCCACGUGUGCAGCCACGCACUACGGGCUCUCGUCUCCAGCUCACGGGGGCGUGUCAGCGCCAUCACAUCAUCACAUCUUCUGGAACAUCGAGGAACGGCUGCUGUGCACGCACCGGUUUAUACCGGCUGCCAAUCAGAGCGUCACUAUUGAAAUCCAGCGUCUGGAACGCAUGUGGAGCGCGGAACCGACAGGCACAGCAGGCGCGGGAGGGUGUCGCACUGCUUGCGGGGACGCGGGCUGCGAGUGUCGCUCCAACACGCCACUCUACUACCACGACCAUGUCGCCCUGGUAGCUGGAGAUGGAACUCACCUGUCCUGCCUUUGUGGAGACUUUCAAGCGGCGUGGUUGCCGGUCGUGGUGCGCAGUUGGACGAGUGUUCGGUUGGAGUAUUCAGUGGCGCAUUACACAUAUGCGAGCCGCGGUUUUGAUUACGCGGCCGCAUAUAGUUUCAACGAUGACGCCAUGUGCGGUCAGCGCACAUACACCACUCACUCUGGUGAAAUAUCGUCGAGGAAUGUGUCGGUUACGGGUAGUCUGAACGAGUUUUUCUAUCAACAAUGCACUUGGGUAUUAGAUUCCAACGUUGAGCGGCAGUUGUUCAUUGACAUCACGUCUGAACAGGACAAGUCAUGCGGCUCGUGGAACAUAACGUUGCACGAGUGGUCGGGGCCGGGCGGUGGGGGCCAGCAGGACGGGGGCCUGGCGGCUGCCGCUGGGGACCUGCUCUACACGUUCUGUGCGAGGCACAAGAACCACACCUACACCCUGCCCUGGCGGCUCAAUACCGUCGUCAUUAGGUUAGUAGCCCUGUCUCGGCAGCAGCCGCUUUACACGAUUCGGUGGCGGUCGCAAGUGGUCCGGGCGAACACGCGGCUAGGCCCGCCGACUCCUGCGCCGGCCGCCUCUGCAGCCGCCAACUUCAUCUCCGUCACCAUAUACCUUUUAUACUACAUUCUGUGCUUACCAGUGCUUAGACUUUGAAACUGAUCAAAUGCUGAAAAAACUCUAAUACCUAAUGAUUCUAUAGUGACUAAAAGUGUAUUCUAAAAUGUGUAUGAAUAAAGACUUGGCUUUAUAAAGUGAAUAUCAUUCUCUACGGAGUCUGUUCUUGUAAGAGAAUAUUGCUAAGAACUGAAAUCAGGUAACUUCGAUAUGGACGCUUUAGUGAAAUCUAGUUAAAAGAUACGGAGUGUUUGAUUUUAGUUCGUGUGAUAACCAAGUUUGUGGAGGUCCUUUGCGGUACAAAUUAAGUUAUUGCCGUCAAGUUAUACACGUAUACUGAAGUAAACGGAUUACUAGAAUUUACGAUGGAUGUUUAUCAUUUAUGUGGUGAAAAAUUGAGGUGCUUAGAUCACUUAUAUUUAAUGUACCUACAGGUGAGAAAAAUAUUGUUUUGUCCUUAUUAAUAUGUAUUAGGUGCUGGCUUUAAAUCAACAAUGUAAACACGGAAAUUGAAAGUUUUACCUUGAAAAGGUACGUCAAUAUUUUGAAGCGAAUAUAAAUAGAUACUCUAGAUAUAAAUGCCAAAGGCGAGACAAAGACAAUGGCGCUUAAACUGCCAUCGAUCACGACUCAGAAGCAGAUACUUUCAGGUUUAAGGCUGUUUUAUCUACAAUGAAAAAGCGAUAAAGUAAUGACUAAAUUAAUAAAUAUAAUGGAUUAAAAUCCUUUGAGUCUCUAUUAAAAGUCCCUAAGCGAGUGUACUUUCAAUUUGCGUUGAUUUAUCUGUGGACAUAAAUCGAACUGCAGGGAGCGGCGCGGCGGCGCGCUCGGCUACAUGAAAACAAGCGCAUGAAUCAAACGCUGCGUCCAAAAUAUUCUAACCUAGCAAUAGUGUUGGCUGCUUGUUUAUUAUUUACUACUUUUAGCCAACGAAUUCCGUUUUUCUGCUUUUAGAUCCGUGAAAAUAAAAUUCACGUAAAAGUGGAAAAGAUAUGAUGAUUGUACUUUUAUUUUGAAGGUCAUUCAAACUCGUGCUUAAGAACAGGUAAUUUGUGGUUUGGUUUCAGUUCUAUUGUAACACAAUCUUCAUGUCAGAGUCAAUAUAUUGCGCCUUUUAUGUUUCGAUUGAUUGCAAAGCCGAAAAGGAGAACGGAGACAACAAAUGAAAAUUCGUCAUAUUUUUUUUUACAUGGAAACGUUAGUCAAAAGUACCGCUAGCUACGCUAUAUUGGUUCUUAGAUAAAGGAAUGUAAACUAUGUACGGUGAACUACGAAUGAACUAUGUAAAUAUUGAAUAUACAAGCUUAAACGAAUCCCUUAGAAUAGUCUAGAAAUACACCUCCAAAGACUUUUUGGAUAAGUAGAACAAAUAAUGUCGCUUCAAUAAAUUGUCAUGCUGAUUUAUUUUUUAAUGGUUCUAUAAUAUUAUUUUAUUUUAUUUUGUAAGUGUAGCGUUAAUGUGGAUAAAUGGCUGUUUAUUAAGUAAUUGUCUUACUGUCAAUUAUAAAUAUGUAGAUUUUACCUACUCUGUUAUUGUUUUCUUGAAAUUCGAUAUUUACUACUUGUCCGCCAAUCAUAUAAUAUGCUUAUAUUUUUAAAAUGAUCAUAUUUAAGUCACAACGUAAAAAACUAAAAUACUCGAUAUUUUCGGCAAUUUAGUAUUCAAACGGGAUUCCGCCGAACAAUAGCAUAGAAAUCACCUUUUGUAAUAAAAUAACUCUGAAAAGCAAUUAAAUCGACGGAAAUCAAUGCGUACGAAAUUAUAAAUGCACGAAAAAAUAUUUAAAUUUCUAUCACACGCAAUUCAGACACAACAAAAUAAAAUUUAAUCGUUCAGUCAUGGAUUUCGAGCACUUCACGGGAAUUGAAUUUGAAAAAAAAAUAUGGGUACACACAUACAAAUCUCACGGAUGGAUUUUAGUGGUUUGCUGAAAUAGAAAAUAAUACAUUUGAAGCUGUUAAUGUUUUUGCACGAUGUGUUACUUUUUUUAGAUGUUGUGCUUUUUAGAGAUGGUGAAAGUAUUUUACGCAGUAAAUAUGGAAUGCGGAAACUUUUCACUUGCCAGAUAUUGGGUGAAAUAGAUUCCAACGCAGGGAACUUUCACGUGAAAUAUUUAUAUUGGUUUUUACGAAUCUCGUUUUUAUUUCAUUUUUGUUUUUUGUUUCAAUUGGGAUUCUUUUUUGUACUAAAAUGCUAACAAAGGGUGGUCGCAUGGUCUGUUUUUAUUUCAUUAAAGUUUAAAGCAACGAAUGUCACAUAUGACACGUAGGAUCAGUGCGUUGACUACUGAUUUUACGCUUUUGUACCCUGUGUAUCUGAAUAAACUUUUAUUAAAUUUUUAUAAAUUAUUUACAUUUUGAUCGUAACUUUUGUGUUCUAUAUUUAUUGCGAAAGAUCCGUCUUAACAAGUUACAGUUCAAGCCAAUUAACUUUGCAUUUCUGAAGAUAGCCAUUUGACAUGCGCGGUAGUGUUUUGUUAAGGCAUUUGUAUUUUUUUUUUUUUUGAAACACGCAAGAGUUUAAAUAGCUAUCUACAAAAUGCAAAGUUAACCAUCGCGAAAUGUACAGCUUCACUAAAAACUCUAUAUACUUAAGUUGAUGAUUCAUAGCAAGUUUGUGUAACAUUUAAAUUAUCAAUUAUGUAAUUAGACAAGCAUUUAGUUUAGAUGUAAAUAGUUCGGACAAAGUUGGCAUUAUCUCUGACUUUGUAAAACUUUGCCGAUAACCCAAUCUUUGUCCUAUUUAGAUUAACUGAGGAAAGCUAACUUUAAUAGGUAGGUAGAUGAUUCUACAUAUAAAAUAAUGAAUAAUGUUUGUUACACUGAAAUAGAUAAAAUGAAAGCAAA